This is a messenger RNA of Penicillium malachiteum, 243 nucleotides long. RefSeq lists its product as uncharacterized. The transcript is spliced from 3 exons. The coding region runs from base 1 to 243 and encodes 80 amino acids. The record is from RefSeq and is a predicted model, not a curated record. Lineage: Eukaryota; Fungi; Ascomycota; Eurotiomycetes; Eurotiales; Aspergillaceae.
AUGCAUUUCUUCAAGAUCUUCGUUGCCACCCUUGCAACCACGGCAAACAUUGCUAUAGCGGCCCCUGUAAGUGGUGUCGCCGAACUCGAGGCGCGGAAUCCAGAACCACAAGAUCGUGAUGGCAAAAUCUAUUCGAACAAGAUAAAGCGAGAGCCACAGGAUCGCGAUGGCAAAAUUUAUUCGAACAAGAUAAAGCGAGAGCCAACCAGGUCUACCCGAGAUUGGACGAUGGAUUUGUAUUAG